Molecule: messenger RNA, 678 nt
Organism: Cylicocyclus nassatus
Lineage: Eukaryota; Metazoa; Nematoda; Chromadorea; Rhabditida; Strongylidae
Source: the annotation of a GenBank genome assembly
AUGCUUCGGCGUCUUGGCCAAAAGAACUAUCGAGCUGAAAGUCCAAAUAUGGUAUCUAAUGGAUCACCGUCCAUGUCACUGCGUAGCGAUAUUACGUUCAAUAUGGAUUAUUCAGCGGACGAGUCUUCAUCAGAACCCACUUGCGAUAUGAGUAUUGCAACAAGCGCUGAGCUGAAUGAGACUUGCGAUUCGUUGAAAGAUCAUCGUAUCGUCGAGAAAGCCGAAAUUGCCAUGAUUGAAGCAGAAAUUUGCAGAAAGUUAAAUACCAUCGUCAAUCUCAUACACGAGUUCUCCACGGAUGCUUUGGGUCUUCGUGAAAGCGCAGACGAUCUUUUGGAUGAAUUACGGACAAAGAUUCGACCUUAUCUCAUAAAUCUGGAUAUCGAUAUGUCUUCAGCAGAAAGCGUUCUACGCUACAAUAUUGAUCGAGCAAAUAUUAGCGAAUCACGAAUUGACUGGUUACUUACCUAUACAAAAUAUCAGAAAGAGAUGCGACGAGUACUAAACGAACUUGCCACCUCCGUCUGUGAAGAUCUUGAAGACAGUCUUGAACUACGGCAAAGAGGAUGCAUAGCACGUCGUCCAUGUUCGGAAACAAUCGACAAUUUGCAAGAAAUGAGGCGAGGCAUGCAACGAGCCGUGGGGUUACUAUGCAGUGGGCCCCGCUCUGCUGCUUGA